AUGGUCGUGCCGCAGCUCAAGCCCGACUGGGCGAACGGCGCGACGCGCGGGGAGAUCGAGGUCCGGAACGAGGACGAGAUCGUGUACGUCUCCGGGAACACGGUCGUGUUCCAUGACGUGAAGGCCGGGCGGCAGCGUCUGCUCCCUGGGCCGGCGCGCGGCGUCGCGUGCGUGGCGGUGAACCGGAAGUACGACCUCGUGGCGUUCGCGGAGAAGAGCGAGGGCUACGAGCCGCGCGUGCACGUCCAUUCGUGCGCGACGCUCGCGCCCGUGGCGUCGACGAACCCGGGCAGGCUGCUCGACGUGACCGCGCUGGCGUUUUCCGCAGAGGGGAGCGUCCUCGCGUGCGCGAGCGGGCGCCCGGACAACAAGCUCGAUCUGAUGCUCUUCGAGGACGAGCGCGGGGAGCCCAGCAUGGCUGUGCGCGCCACGGCGGACCUAAAGGGGCCCGUCCGGAGCCUCUCCUUCGACCCGUACAACUCCCGGACGAUCCUCGUCAAGUACGAAGACAGCGUCGACCUCCUCACCUGGGAAACGAACCUUCUAGGCUACUCCAUGGCAGGCACCUUCGCCCCCGUCACCUUUCACGCCACACCUCUCAAGGGCGCGUGCGGCGAGGUCGCGACGGACGCCGAGUGGCUCGGCCCCACCGCCGGCCACAUCGUCGCCUGCUUCGCCUGCGGGGCCAUCGAGGCCAUCACACUCCCCCCGGGGCCCCACUGGCACCCCCCCACCCUAACGGCGACCACCGCGUUCGACCUCGCACCCAAGUCCGCGCACCCAGGGGACCCCGCGACCGAGACGGGCGACGCCCCGGACCAGGAGACCAUCACGCUGGAGUCCUCGGCGCGGAAACGCGAGGGAACGCCGCCGCUGAGGCGCCUGGCGGUGAACAAGGCGGCACUGGCGGUGACGGGGGCGGCCGGGCCGGUGCACGUGCUGCGGCGCCGGACGACCACCGAGGCCGUCGCGUACAAGCUCGUGCGCACCAUCGCGCGCGCGGGCCCGCCGGAGCACGCCGCGCCGGCGGCGUCCGCGUCCGCGCCGGGGGACGCCGCAGCUGCGCACGUCGCACCCGCGCCGCCGCACCGGCCGAUGCCGAAGCCGCUCGCGUUCGGCGGCGCCGCCCUGAAGGACCUCUUCUUCGCGUCCGAGGACGGCUCGAUCGAGGUCGCGCCGGCCGGCGGGCCCUCGACGGAGGUCGUGACCGCGGCGCAUGCCGCAGCCAUCGUGGGCAUCGCCUCGGUUUUCGGGCGCAACGACCUCAUCACGGCGUCGCGCGACGGCGCGAUCCGCGCGUGGACGGUCGCGGAGGCCGCGGGCCCGGACGGCGCCCCCGCGGUGGCGUGCCGCGCUCUGUUUAGCGGCACGAUGGGGGCCCCCGUGACCGCGUUCGCGAGCUCGCAGCUGUGGGACCCGUACACGCAGCACGAGUCCCGCGGGCGCGCGUUCGUCGUCCUCGGCACCGCGGAGGGCGCCGUGCACAUCCUCGAGCACAGCCCCGGCUCGGCGCAGUGCGUCAACGUCGGGUCGCUGCUCACGCACCGCGGGCCGAUCCGGUACGCCGCGAUCCACCCGCGCGGCACGGAGAUCGCGGUGAUGGGCGGCGCGGAGGGCUCGAUCUGCUUUUUGGAGCUCCGCGGCGGCGCGUGGAAGGGUCGGGGGGUCGCCAAUACACCCCUCUCCGUCGAGGACGUCACGGGGAUGUUCUGGGCCGCGGACCCGGACUACCUCGUCCUCGCGUCCGCGAAGCAGGAGGCCGUGUGGCUCCAGAGCCCCGAGGCCUCCGCGAAGCCCGACGGCAAGAUGGCGUUCGCGCAGCGGGACACGCCUGCGCGGCGCGUGCGCUUCGCGGCGCCGCUGCAGUGCCCGACGCUGUUCCGGCGCGGCACGCUCGCGGCGACGGGCCCCUCCGAGGACUGGAAGACCACGCAGGGCUCGAUUCUGUGCACCGGCCCCGACCGCGGGCUGAGCCUGCUCCCGAUCCCUGCGGCGAAACAGGCGUGGGGCGGGAGUGCGAUGCGGCCGCUGGCGCCGGACGAGUCGCGCAGCGGGGACGGGUGUCCGCACGGCGUCCCGGCGACGUCGUUGGCGGUCGGCGCGGUGUCGUCGGUGGACUCGGGCGGCGAGCGCGCGACGGCGGCGCUGGCCAUCAUGUCGGGGUCGCCGGACGGCAGCGUCGUGCUGCAGCACACCUUCCUCGGGCUCUCGAGCCCGCAGGCGCCGCAGUACCACCGCGUGACGCACGACAUGUCCCUGGGGGGGGUGUCGGCGGUGUCUUUGACUGCCGCGGGGGCGUUUGUCGCCGUCGGCGGCGCGGACGGCACGCUCGCGAUCCUCCGGACGCCCACGGACGCGCUCCCGGCGGGCGUCGCGCUCUCCGCCGCGCCGUCCGCCGCGCCGCCGCUCUCGCUCGAGCUCUCCGGCGCGGACCCCGCCGCCGCCGCCACCGCGCCCGCGCUCGAGUUCGUCGUCGACACGUACCUGCGCGAGCAGGCCGCGGAGGCGCAGGAGCGCGCGAAGAGCAAGCACGACGCCACGCGCGCCGCGAUCGCGGACAUCAAGGCGGAGCUGGAGCGCUGCAUCGCCGACAACGCCAACGCUCCGGAGCUCGAGCAGCUGCCGGAGUCCGACCUGGUCGUCGACGUGAAGCUCGCGGAGCAGAUUGCGCGGCAGGGCGAGGAGCAGAAGGCGCAGGUCGUCGCGGAGAUCGAGCGGAAGAACGAGGGGCACGACGUCAUGCGGCGGCGGCUGAAGCAAGAGUGCUGGGACGCGAUGGAGGUGCACGCGGCGUCGGUGUCGGGCCUGAAGGACCAGAGCACGCUGAUCGUCGCGAACUUCGCGCUGCCGAAGGACGGCGACGCGCUGGCGAUCGGCUCGAAGCUCGCAUUGCUGCGCCGCGCGGAGCGCGCCGAGGCGGCCACGCGGCCGCGGUCGACGCUGCCGCGGCUGGAGACGGCGACGACGGCGGGAUUCGAUCUCGACCUGGACGACGCGGGCGACGACGGCGAGAUCACGUACGCGGAGUCGGAGCUCGUGUCGCGGGCGCGGCGCAUCACGCAGGUGUACCUCCUGCUGCUGCGGGCGCGCGAGGUCCGCGCGUCGUUCAACGCGUCAUUCGACAAGGCGCUGCAGCACAAGCAGGGCGAGGUCGAGCGCAUCCGCGACGUGAACACGCGCAUCAAAGAGACGCUCAACUCGGUACGCAAGCUGCUCCAGGCGAACGCGACGCUCACGGGGCAGCCGGACACGCGGUUCGCGGCGAUCGAGCGCGACCUGGGCCAGCUCUUCGUGCCGGACCCGCACGACGGCGAGCAGCCGGAGAAGGUCCUGACGGUGAGUGACGACGAGGUCAAGGUUGAGCGUUUCCUGACGGCGGCGCAGCGGGCCGAGAAGGAGAAGGAGGAGGCGGCGCGCGCGGCGCACGCGGCGCGGAUGGCGCAGGACAACGCGCCGGAGCGGGCCCUCAAGGCGAUGAUGGGCGGCACGCUGGAGCGCGUGGAGCACGACGACGACGAGGAGGACCUGACGCGGCCGGCCUUCAUGGCGAACGACAAGAGCACGUGGACGGAGGAGCAGAAGCGCAUCGCCGCGGACUGGGCCGUCAAGGAGAAGGCCGUGCUCGAGGACCGCGAGAAGCGCAUUAUGACGCUGGAGACGGAGCUGCGCGCGCUGGGGAACGCGGUGGCGGAGAUGCGCGAGCAGUUCGACACGACGCUCGUGGACCUCGCGAAGGAGCGCGUGCGCGCGGAGUCGUGCGCGCUCGCGAUGGAGCACUCGGUCGUGCUGCUGGCGCACUCGGUGCACGCGCUCGACCGCUACAGCGACGCGGAGGAGGAGCGGCUCUCGGAGCGCGUGGACGCGGCGUCCGUGCGGCGCUCGCGCGCGGCCGCGGCGCUGAUCGAGUUCCGCAAGCAGGUCGAGGCGCGGCAGGAGGACGUGGACAGGCUGCAUCACGAGGACCGGGGCCUCGAGAAACUCUUCCGGAGGGACGUGAGCGACGCAGAGCACGCGCAGGCGCUGCUCGCGCUGUUCCGCCGGCGCACGUAUGUCACGCAGCGCCCGCCGCCGCCCAUGCACGUGGGCUCCAAGCGCUGGAACGCGCACUUUGGCGACGGCGGCGGCGGCGGCGGCAACACGCAGCUGCAGCGCGCGCCGUCCGGCGUGAGCCUCACGGGCCGCGAGGGCUCCGGGUCCGUGCCGCGCCGCGCGCCGAGCCGCUCGAGCUCGCGCCUCGGCGUCAUGUCGCGCGUGCAGUCGUUCCGGGCCGGCGGCGGCGUGGAUACGGCGGCCAAGGGGACGCAGGCGCUGAUCCCGGCGGGCCCGCAGCACGGGAUGCUCGACCGCUGGCUCGGGCGCAGCCUCGCGGGCGAGCCCGCGCCGACGCUCGGCGAGGGCGACCCAUACCCGAACAUGGGCAAGGAGGACGUUCCGGCGGAAUACGUCGAGAAUCUCGAUCCGAGGGUUGACAUGCCGGAGGGGCUGGAUCCGCAGUGGUGGACGCUGCUGACGGAGUCGCGGCAGGCGAAGAUCGCGAGCGAGGCCGCGCUGAAGCAGGCGCAGCGCGUGCUGUCGGUGAUGCGGGAGCAGCUGUCGGUGUUGGAGGGCGAAGACGCGAUCGCGCAGGCCGCGCAGAACGACGCGCUCGCCGCGCUCGCCGCCUUCCGCGAGGGCCGCGACCGCGUCAUGUUCGACCUGCACGUCACGCUGCGCAUGAAGCAGGGCCUGUGCGAGGUCGAGCCGCAGGGGCUGUCGAGCGAGAACGUGGACGCGGUUCUCGUGCCGCGCGGAACGAUCGAGCGCGUGAACAAGGAGAUCCGCGACCAGGGCGCGAGCAAGCUCGACAUCCUCCGUGGCAUCAAGGACUUCAAGCGCGGCAUAUACUUGCUGCAGUGGGAGAACCAGCGGUGCGACAUGGAGGCCGCGGACACGGUCGAGCGCACGCGGGAGUUCCAGCUGAUGCGCGUGACGAAGGAGGUGCAGGCGGUCGUGAAGGCCGGGAGCAUCGAGGGGCUCGAGUCGAGCGACCAGAACCUCGAGGCUCUUAUUCGACACAACCAGACGCUGUCGCAGAAGAGGCUCGAGGACCGCCGGGCGGCGCUGGCGCGGCUGCAGCGGCAGGCGCGGGAGCGCGAGAAGGAGAACCUGGCGCUGCAGGAGCGCGUGGCGGACCUCGAGGGCGAGCUCGGGCGCGAGGCGAACGUGCUGGGGAGCGCGACGGUGAGCCAGGAGGGGGCCGGGGCGGGCGUGAAUCGGCGGAUGCGGAGCCUGGUGUCGCGGGCGCGGCUGCGGGACGUGGCGGCGCAGCAGAAGGAGCAGCUCGCGGCGCUGCGGCGCGAGCUGGAGAAGCUGCAGCAGGGGUCGUACCCGACGUUCCUGGAGCAGCGGCCCGUGCUGACGUAA
Molecule: messenger RNA, 5403 nt
Organism: Pedinophyceae sp. YPF-701
Lineage: Eukaryota; Viridiplantae; Chlorophyta; Pedinophyceae
Source: the annotation of a GenBank genome assembly